This is a messenger RNA of Monoraphidium neglectum, 9543 nucleotides long. Its product is annotated as type I polyketide synthase. Gene Ontology annotation, molecular function: fatty acid synthase activity; phosphopantetheine binding; oxidoreductase activity. The record is from RefSeq and is a predicted model, not a curated record. Gene Ontology annotation, biological process: fatty acid biosynthetic process. The transcript is spliced from 17 exons. The coding region runs from base 1 to 9543 and encodes 3180 amino acids. Lineage: Eukaryota; Viridiplantae; Chlorophyta; Chlorophyceae; Sphaeropleales; Selenastraceae.
AUGGCAGCCACAGCGGCGCAUCUCGCACUCGGCGGCGGGGGCAGCGGCAGCUUUGAGACCGCGCUGUCCGGCCUGACAAUCCAGGCGCCUCUGCUGCUGCCGCACCGCGGCGCCGCCUCGCACACUCCGCAGCUCAUCUGCGAGCUCAGCCCCGCGGAUGGCGGCUUGCUGAUCAGAUCUGCGCCUUCUGAUGACGCAUCCGCCGCUAGCAGCAGGCCGACCACCCACGUCGUCGGCAGCGUGCGUCUCGUGGCGGCGCCUCCAGCCCGCCCGCUUGACCGCGCGGGCGCCCUCGCCGCGCGGGCCGCUCGGCUGCUGGCCAGUGCGCGCCCGCCUCUGGCGCCGCCGCCGGCCGCAGCCGGGCCUGCACUUGGGUGGGUGCAGGGGGCAGCAAGCAAGAGCGAGGACGCUGGGGCCGACCUGGGAGAGCUGGACAGCUUCCUUCAGCUGGGUCAGGUGUUCAUAUUGGACCGCCUGGGCAGCAGCGCCAGCUACGUCCCCGCGGCCGUCGAUGCGGCAGUCUUGAGUGGCCCUGACGGCCCCAGCGCCGGCAGCGGCGCAGAGCGCCCGUCGGCGGCGCUGGCCGCACCGCGCGCGCACGGGGGCGCCGGCGCGGGCGAGGCGGUCAGCGACUUCCGGCUGCUUUCUGGCAGGGGGGACGGCGCAAUCUGCUGGAUCCAGGGGCUCCGCGCCAAGCCCAUGAGCCUGCGGGCGCCCGCGGUGAGGGCGGCUGGGACGGCCGCGGUGGCGUCCGAGAUUGCUGCCUCUGAGCAGUCCGAUCUGAUCUAUGAGGUCGAGUGGCUGGCGGAGGCCCCCGUGGCGGAAGAGGAGUGCGACAAGGACGCCGCGGCCGCAGCAACGCGCGUGUGGCUGCCAGGCGGCGUGCCAGCACCCAAGGCCAUAGCAGCCGCGCUUGUGGCGGCAAAGGGCGCCUUGUUGCCCGGGGCAGGCGGCGCGCCCCCGCGCGCCGCCGCGCUGCGCCUCAACGGGCGGCCGACGGCGGCCGCGGCGGGAGCUGGUGCAAUCCUCAGGACCCUGGCCUUGGAGAUCCCAGAUUCACACAUGGAAGUUGCGGAGUCAGAUCCUCUGGCAGCAGCCCCUGAGCACUGGCUGCCGCACCCGGCCGCGCUGUCUGCAACGGCGGCGGCCGCGCCGCUUAAGGCGUCCCUCCACCGGGACGCUUUCGGCGCCCGCCGCAGCGGAGCGGUCGGGCUCGUGCCCCGGCUGCUGCCGUCAGCCGCGGCGCGCGCGCGGGGGCCGUACCAGCUGCAGCCGCGGCCGAGGGGCGCGCUCGAGUCGCUGGUGCCCGUGGCCGCCGAUGUGGUGCCGCGGCCUGGGCAGGCGGUUGUGGCGGUGAAGGCUGUUGGCAUCAACUUCCGGGACGUGCUCAACGUCUUGGGCAUGUACCCCGGCGACCCAGGCCUCCCAGGCUCCGACUUUGCUGGUGUCGUUGCCUCCGGCCCUGAUGCCGGCGCCGCCGUCUUCGGCCUCACCACAGGCGCCCUCGCAUCCCACGCGCUGUGCUCGCCGCUGGCGAUGGCGCCGAUGCCGCCAAACCUCGGAUUUGAGGCGGCGGCCGCGGCGCCCACGGUGCUGACAACCGUGAACGCCGCGCUCCGCCAGCUGGCAGGCCUGCGGGCCGGCGAGUCGCUGCUGGUCCAUGGGGUGGCUGGCGGCGUGGGGCUCGCCGCGCUGCAGGCGGCCGUCGCCGCAGGGGCGCGCGCCCUGGGGACCGCAGGCGGCCCCGCCAAGCGGGCGCUCGCGCGGUCGCUCGGCGCGCGCGCUGUCGUCGGCAGCCGUGACACGGGCUUUACGUGUGACCUGGCAGUGGCAGCCGGCGGCGCGGACGUGGUGCUCAACUCGCUGACGUCACCCGGCAUGGUGGGCGGCGCGCUGGCGCUGCUGCGGAUUGGCGGGCGGCUGGUGGAGAUCGGCAAGCGCGACGUGUGGACUGGUGCAGCGGUGGCCGCUCAGCGUCCCGACGUGGCGUACAGCCUGCUGGCGGUGGACUUCCUGCCCGAAACCGUGCUUCAGAAGCUGCUGCGCCAGCUGUCCGCUGACCUGGCGGCCGGCCGCAUGGCGCCGCUGCGGGGCGUGGUGCAUGGCAUGGCAGCCGCACAAGCCGCGUUGCGGCAGAUGAGCCAGGCCCGCCACGUUGGCAAGGUGGUCGUCAGCACCCGCACCGCCGGCCCCGGCGUCCCAGCCACCACCGGCGCCGCCGACGCCCUCGCGGCCGGCGGCGCGGGAAGCGUGCUGGUCACCGGCGGCACCGGUGCCUUGGGCGGCCUCGUGGCCGCGUGGCUGGCGGGGGCCGGCGCGGCGCGCCACCUCUUGCUCACCAGCCGCGCCGGCUGCCUAGCAGCAGGAGGCGACGGUGGCGCCCCGCUGCCACUAUUGGAUCCCAGCAGUCCCCUGUUUGCAGCAGCCGUCACCAUCACUGCCUGCGACGCCGCGUCCGCAGCAGACGUGGCGGCCCUGCCCGCCACGCUCGCAGCGCGCGGCGCGCCGCCGUUGGCGGGGGUAAUGCACGCGGGCGGCGUGCUGGCAGACGCUUCGCUAGCCAAUCAGACACUCCCUGGCGUGCGCCGCGCCGCGGCGCCCAAGGCCGGCGCGCUCGGCCCCCUGCGCCGCUCGCUGCUGGCCGCCGCGCCUGUCACGCAGGUCGUGCUGUUCAGCUCGGUUGCAUCCCUGCUGGGCAGCGCCGGCCAGGCCAACUACGCCGCGGCCAACGCCGCACUCGACGCGGCGGCGGCGGCGAUGGGCGGCGCGGGGCUGCCGGUCAGGAGCGUCCAGUUCGGCGCCUGGGCGGGCGCGGGGAUGGCGGCGGCGACGGCGGCAAAGGUGGAGGCGAUGGGCAUUGGGGCGCUCAGCGCCAAGGAGGGACUGGCCGUGCUGGAGGGUGCCAUGUCUGCACAGCUGGGCGCCAGGCUCGGCUUCAGGGCGCCGCCCGUCCUGGCCGCGUCCCCCUUCAACUGGCGCCGCCUGCUGGCCGGCCGCGCCCACACGCCCCAGCUGCUCCUGGAGCACGCCCCCAGCGCCCCUGGCCCCGACGCCCCCGCCUCGGCAGCCGCCGCCACGGCCGGCGCAGCCAGCGCCGGCGCAGCCGGGCGCUUGGCUUCGAUGGCGGCGGGCCAGCGGCGUGAGCUCGUGAGGAAGCAGGUCGAGGGGGUCGUCUCCGACGUGCUCGGCGCCGCCGUGGCGCCCGACGCGCCGCUGAUGGCGGCCGGCCUCGACUCGCUCGGCGCCGUCGAGCUGCGCAGCUCCCUCGAGGCGCGGCUGGGGCUGCGGCUGCCGGCCACGCUGGUGUUUGACUACCCCAGCCAGGCCGCGCUGGUGGAGGCUCUGGACGGCAUGGUGGCUGCGGAAGCAGGGCAGGCGGCCAGCGAGGCGGCAGCUUCCUCGCCGGCAGCUACUGGCGCGGGUCUGCAGCCGCGCGCGGCCGCUCUCCAAGGCCGCGGCAUGAUUGCUGUUUCUGCAGCCGCGGCCCGUGCGCCGCGUGGCGCGGCGGGCUGCGGCGAUGGCUGCGGCGGCGCCGGUGCUGGCGGGCGGCAGCCGGGCGCGCUGGGGGAUGCCACUGCGGCAACGCCGCUGGAGCGGUGGGACGUGGAGAUGUCCCUGACGCAGGAGCGGCCGGCGCGCUUCGGCGCUUUCAUCGACGGCGCACAGGACUUUGAUUGCGCGCCGUUUGGGCUGUCUGACAAAGAGGCUGUGAUGGUGGACCCCCAGCAGCGCCUGCUGCUGGAAGCUGGGGCGCAGCUGCUGGCCGCGGCGCCGGAGGCGGCCAAGGAUGCUGUGGGCGGCGCAGCCGGCGGCGGCUGGCUUGCGCAUGUCGGCGUGUUUGUGGGCAUCAGUACCCCUGAUUACUCAGACUUGAAAAAGGCCGCAACACCAAUCGGGGUCUACUCAGCGACAGGUUCCGCCAUCAGCGUGGCUGCCGGCCGCCUGUCCUACACCUUUGGCAUGCGCGGCCCCUGCGCGGCUGUCGACACCGCUUGCAGCAGCAGCCUGGUGGCCACCCACUUUGCUGCCCUCAGCAUGGGCGAGGGCGGCUGCGUGUCGGCGCUGGUGGCGGGCGUGAAACUCAUACUCACCCCCAGCCUGUCUGCAAUGUUCACUCGGGCGGGCAUGCUGGCGCCUGAUGGCCGCUGCAAGACACUCGACGCAGCGGCAGACGGCUACGUGCGCGGCGAGAGCCUGGCGGCCCUGCUGCUGCACCACCUGCCAGGUGGCACGGAUGCCGCCGUGCCGGGCGGCGCGGCACCAAGCUGGGCCCUCGCCGUGCUGGCUGGCAGCGCCGUCAACCAGGACGGCCGCAGCAGCGGCCUCACGGCGCCCAACGGGCCGGCGCAGCAGGAGGUGAUCCGGCAGGCCCUGGCGGCGGCAGGGCUGAUGCCAACAGAGGUCGACCUGCUGCAGCUCCAUGGCACAGGCACCAGCCUGGGUGACCCCAUUGAGGUCGGGGCAGCCGCCACAGCCCUGUCCAACGGCCGCGGCGCCCGCACACCUGCCGGCGGUGCCGACGCAGCCGACGCCCCGCCGCCGCUCACGCUGGCGUCGGACAAGAGCGGCGUCGGCCACACCGAGCCGGCGGCCGGCCUGACGGGCGUCCUGCACCUGCUGCGCGGGUUAGCUGGGCGUGCGGCGCAGCCGGUGCUGCACCUGCGGGCGUUGAACCCGCACCUGGCGUCCUCCCUGGCGCCCGGGGCCUUUGCCGCGCUCAGCAUGCCCCGGCAGGCGCGCGGGGCGCCGGGCCACGGCGGCGAGGGGAGCGUCAUCGGUGGAGUCAGCAGCUUUGCUUUCCAGGGCAGCAACGCUCACAUAUUGCUGCGUGUCGAUCGGCCCGCGGCCGCGGCCGCCGCGGCCGGCGCCGGAGCGGCGGCGCAGCUUGCGCAGCCGUGGCGCAGACGGUACGCGUAUGUGCUGCCGCCCGCGCAUGCGCUGCUGCAAUCGGCGUCCCCUCAGGACGCCGCAGCCGCCGGCCGCUGCAGCUUCGUGGCGCGCCUGGCGCACCCGCUGCUCUCAUUUUUGUCAGAUCACGUCGUGGGGUCCAGGGCGGUGGCGCCGGGCGCCGCGCUGCUGGAGGCGGCGCUCGCGGCGGGCUGCUGCCUGCUUAGCUCAGGGGCCGACGACGGUGGCAACCUCGUAGGCCUGUCCAAGGUUGUGAUCUCAGCGCCGCUGGUGCUGCCGGCGGGGGGGGAGCUGGGGGGCGCGGAGCUGCGGGUGCAUGUCCACCCAGCGACAGGAGCCGUGAGCGUCUGCAGCCGCGGCGCUGCUGCGGCAGGCGGUGGCGUUGCGGAGCACGCACGGGGCAGCUUCGUUCGCCUGUCGGCACGCGGCAGCGACGAUGGCGACGGGGAGGCGUGGUCAAACGCCGUGGACAGCGAGUUUGACCGCGCGGCGGCGCGCGGCCUGGAGCCGCUGGACACGCGGCGCCUGUACGCUGACCUGGCAGCGGUUGGCCUGCGCUACGGCCCCGCGUUCCGGCUGCUGCGCGCCGCCAAAGCCGGCGCCGGCGCCGCCGCGGCGCGGCUCGGGCGGCCGGCGGUGGCGGACCAUGGCGCAUGGCACGUGCACCCGGCGGCGCUCGACAGCGCGCUGCAGCUCGGCGCCGCAGUGCGCGGCGCCGCGUCAGAGGCGGAGGCGGCAGCCGGCAGCUCGCGGACCUUUGUACCUGCCAGUCUCGAGCUCUUCGCCCUCGCGCCCGCCGGCAGCGCCCGCCCGCCGCGGGCGUGGGAUGCGGACGGCGCGACUGCGGUUGCGAGCGCGCCUGCCGGCGUGGCGCGGAGCAUGCGCGCUGCCAGCGGCGGUGCGGCGGCGUUGGUGAGAGACCUGCGGCUGUCCCUGGGCGGCCGCCUGCUGUGCAGCGUCGAAGGGCUGGAGUCUAGGGCGGUCUCAGCGCAGGCGCUGCUCGGCGGCGCCGCAGCCGGCACGGCCGCCCCCAAGGGGCCCCGCGCCGCCGCCUCGGCUGAGGACCUUGCGGAAAAUGAAGAGAUCUUGUACCAGAUCAGUUGGGUGGCCGAUGCCCCUGCAAGGCAUGAUGAUGUGGAUGCUGCUGCCGCGCUGGCGACGGCGGCCAAGACGGCAGUGGUCCCUGCGGCGGCGGGCGCGCGUGGCGCCGCCGCCUCGGCCGCAGAUGCCCUCCAGCUGCUGCAAGGGCUUGUGGCGGCUGGCGCCGCCAGUAGCAACACGCCGCCAGCCGGCGUGCAGCUGCGCACGCGCGCAGUUGGCCCCGCCGGCGCGCCGCCAGGGCCCGCGCACGCGGCCGUGAUUGGGCUGCGAGAGCAGGCGGUUUGGGGCAUGCUGCGGACGGCCGCACAAGAGGCAGCGGGCUUGGCCGUCACUGCCAACCACGCUGACCCUCUUGGCCUGGCCCUCCACAGCCCUGCUUCGGGGUUCCGUCUCCUAGCCGGGCCCCAGCAACUGCGGCAGUUUGACGGCUAUGGCGCCGCCGACGCAGGCGAUACGGCGUACGCGCCGCGCAUGCUGCGCGCCGAGGCGGGGGCGGCGCCCCCUCCGCACCAGCUGGUGCCGCGGCCGCGCGGCGCCCUGGGCAACCUGGUGCCUGUGGCGGUGAACGCUGAGUCAGCACUGCGCCCUGGGGAGGUGCUGCUGGCAGUGAAGGCCGUAGGCAUCAACUUCCGGGACGUGCUCAACGUCCUGGGCAUGUACCCUGGCGACCCAGGCAACCCUGGAGGCGACUGCGCCGGCGUCGUGCUCGCCUCCAACGCCGCCGCCGGCGCGCGCCCCGGGGACGCAGUCUUCGGCCUCGCAACCGGAUCCCUGGGCUCUCACGUGCACGCUUCUGCGCUCACGCUGGUGCCGGUGCCGCAGAACGUCGGCUUUGAGGCGGCCGCCACCAUGCCCACCGUAUUCAUCACCGUCGACGCAGCGCUCAACCAAGUGGCUGCCCUGCGGCCUAGCGAGCGAGUGCUGCUGCCGGCUGCAGCGGGCGGCGUCGGCCUGGCGGGAAUCCAGCUGGUGCAGGCGCUGGGAGCGCGGCCGCUGGCCACGGCCGGCAGCCCCGCCAAGCGCGCACUGCUGCGCUCGCUGGGCGUGGACGCCGUGUCCAGCUCCCGCGGCCUGGGCUGCUUUGAGGAGUGCGCUCUGUUUGGCGGCGCGGACGUGGUGCUCAACUCCCUGACGUCACCGGGCAUGGUGGGCGGCGCGCUGGCGCUGCUGCGGCGCGGCGGGCGGCUGGUGGAGAUCGGCAAGCGCGACGUGUGGAGCGGCACUGCGGUGGCCGCUCAGCGUCCCGACGUGGCAUACAGCCUGCUGGCGGUUGACUUCAUGCCUGAGGCAGGCCUGCACGCAGCCAUGGCGCGGCUGUCGGCGCGCCUGGCUGCGGGCGUCGUGCGUCCUCUGCCCAGCGCAGUGCACGAUCUGCGCAACGCGGCAGCGGCCCUGCGCCAGCUGAGCCAGGCGCGCCACGUAGGCAAGGUGGUGGUGCGCGCCUCUGGCGCCGUGCCUGCCACUUCCGGCUUUGGUGGCGGCAGAGGCAGGGGCUCCCCACCGUUCAGCAGGGGCGAGCGGGGCUGUAAUGGCGCAGUGAUCGUGCUGGGCGGCACAGGCACUCUGGGCAGCCUGAUGGUGCGCUGGCUGGCGGAGAGUGGGGUGGGCUGGAUCCCUGCCGCAAGCCGCAGCGGGCGGCUGUCAGGGCCGCUGGCAGAGCAGCUGCUGGGAUCAAGCCGUGCCAGCGCCGCCCAGGGCGCCGCCGUGUCUGUAGUGGCGUGCGACGGCGGUGCUGCGGCGGACGCGGCUGCCUUGGAGGCGAGCCUGGGCGGCCGUGAGGUGCUGGGAGUGCUGCACGGCGGCGGUGUGCUGGCGGAUGCUACGUUCGCCAACCAGACCGCCAGCGGCGUGCGCAAGGUGUUUGGCCCCAAGGUCCAGGCCUUGGAGCUGCUGCAGCGCCUGCUGCGCCGCCACCCUGUCGCCACCACCGUGCUCUUCAGCUCAGUGGCGUCCCUGCUGGGCAGCCCCGGCCAGGCCAACUACUCCGCAGCCAACGCAGCACUCGACGCGGCGGCGGCGGCGCUGCAGGCCGGCGGCGUCACGGCGCUCAGCGUGCAAUGGGGCGCGUGGGCGGGCGCGGGCAUGGCGGCCAACGACCCCCAGACGGCUGCGCGCGUGGAGCGUAUGGGCAUGGCGCUGGUCAGCCCGAAGGCGGGCCUGGCCGCGCUCGAGGGCGCCCUGACCGCCUCCGCCGCCAGCACCAAGCCCGUCGUGGCAGCGACACCAAUCAAGUGGCGCCGCUUUCUGGCCCGCCUGCCGCAUCCGCCUGCCCUCUUUGAGGCGUUUGCCGCAGCCCCUGCCGCCGCCGCCGCCGCAGGCCCCUCGGCGGCCACAGCCCCGGCCCUCGGCUCGAUCGCAGCGCGCGUUGCCGCGGCCGUCGCGUCGGUGGUGGGGCGGGAGCUGGGGCCUGACGCGCCGCUGAUGGAGUCGGGGCUGGACUCGCUGGGCGCGGUGGAGCUGCGCAACGCGCUGUCCGACAUGUUUGAGGUCGACCUGCCGCCCACGCUCACGUUUGACCACCCGACGCCGGCGGCGGUUGCGGGCUUCAUCGCCACCACCAAGUACCCCGGAGGCAUCCCAAGCGACAGCGCCUCCGCAGCUCCAACCGAUGCCCGCGAUCCGCCGCCCCUGCAGCCGGCCGCUGGUCCCACUGCGUCGAUGGCCGCCGCUGCGCCGCGUCGCGGCCCCCUGCUGCUGACCGCGCUGUCGGUCCGCUUCCCUGGCGCCGCGGGGGCGGGCGGCCUUUACGCGGCCAUGCGCGACGGCUCGGAGCUCCACUCGGCCGCCCCCUACCCCCGCUGGGACGUGGACGCCGUCUACCACCCGGCCGCCCCUGACGUCAGCAUGACGUCAUCGCCACGCGUCUCGACGCGCUGGGGCGCCUUCCUGCCCGACGUCCACUGCUUCGACGCGGCGGCCUUCGGGCUGUCCGCCGCGGAGGCGGCCAUGAUGGACCCCCAGCAGCGCCUGCUGCUCGAACAGGUGGCGGACGCCGCCGUGGGCAGCGGGCGCCCGCUGCAGGAGCUCGCGGGGUCCCGCGGCGGCGUAUUUGUGGGGUGCAUCUGGCUGGAGCACGGGGAGCUGCUGGCGCGGUAUGGGGCGCCUGGCAGCAGCAUGGCGGUGACUGGCAACGGCCUGGCGUUCAUGGCUUACGGUGUGACCAAGCAGCGAUCCCAGGUGGUCGUGCGGGUUGGUGACGAGGAGCAGCGCACCACCAUCGGCCUGGGCCUGGACCCCACAUGGGAGGAGACCUUUGAAUUUGCGGUGGCGGACGAGGCCACCACCCGGUGCUUUGUCAAGUUCCUCAUGGGGGCGGAGGGCGAGGAGAAGCAGAUCGGCGACGAGUGCGAGUACCUCCUCAAUGUGCUCAUCGUCAACAAGCCCACAUACAAGGGCCUCAUCGUGCCCGGCGGCAAGGUGGACAUGAUGUUCACCGCCAAGGGCUUUGGCAAGGAGGAUGUGGUGGAGGAUGACAGCGCCCUGCUGGACAUGCUGGACGGCGGCGAGAUGAUGAUGAGCGACGACGAGGAGUAG